AUGAACCAGUUCAGCUUCGGGGCGGCCGCGCCCGGCGGCGCCUUCAACCUGGGCGCGCCCCGAGCCGCCGCCGCCACCACCGCGGCCACCAGCAGCUUCUCCUUCUCCGCGCCCGCGCCCGCCGCCGCCGCCGCCUCCAGCGGCUUCAGCUUCGGCAGCGCGGCGCCGGCGGCGGGCGGCAGCCAGCCCGCCGGGCUCUUCUCCUUCAGCAAGCCGGGCACGGCCGCACAGCCCUCCGGCUUCAGCUUCGGCUCGGCCAGCGCGGCCCCCGCGGCCCCGGCGGCCGCCGCCUUCCCGCUGGGGGCAAACACCCCAAAAGUGAGCUUUGGAGCCAGCACUGCCACUUCAACUCCUGGAAUCACGGGAGGCUUUUCUUUUGGUGCCCCUGCCGCAACCAGCACACCCUCGAGUCAGGCAGCAGCCCCGUCUGGCUUUACCUUUGGCUCUGCUGGCACCAGCACCACCAGCACGGCUCCGUCUGGGACGACAGGAGGCUUCACCUUCUCCAGUGGCACCACGACUCAGGCGGGAACAGCCGGCUUCGGCAUCGGCACCGCGGCUCCGCAGGCGACGUCCGCAGGGCUGACCUUUGGCACGGCCCCUGCGGCUGCUGCCACCACCAGCACGGCCACCCUGGGAGCUGCCACCCCGGCAGCAGCGCCCUUCAGCCUUGGGGGACAGCCCACAGGUCUAACCUUUGCGGCACUGCCUUCAACAGCAGCCACCAGUACAACCACGGCCACGCUGACCACGAGUACCAGCCAGGCACCCACCCUGUCCUUUGGAACCAAGCUUGGAGUCGCAUCCACAGCUGCCACCACAGCCUCCACCACCAGCACCACCUCAGUGCUGGGCUCCACGGGGCCCUCUUUGUUUGCGUCUGUGGCCACUUCUUCAGCCUCCACCUCCACCACCACCACCACCACGGGCCUCUCACUUGGUGCCACUUCCACUGGUUCCACCGGGACAGCCCCUCUGGGGACACUUGGCUUUGGAUUGAAAGUUCCUGGAACAACAGCUGCCACAACAAGCACAGCCACUGGGACUACUUCUGCUUCUGGCUUUGCUUUGAAUCUGAAGCCAUUGACUACAACUGGUGCCAUUGGAGCUGUCACCUCCACAGCUGCCAUAACCACAACCACCACAACCAGUGCCCCCCCAGUGAUGACUUAUGCCCAGCUGGAGAGUUUGAUAAACAAGUGGAGCCUGGAACUGGAAGACCAAGAGAAGCACUUCCUCCAUCAAGCUACACAAGUUAAUGCCUGGGAUCGGAUGCUGAUAGAGAAUGGAGAGAAGGUGAGCUGAC
Messenger RNA from Sturnus vulgaris (Common starling), 1306 nucleotides. NCBI's taxonomy places the organism in Eukaryota, Metazoa, Chordata, Aves, Passeriformes, Sturnidae. The record is from RefSeq and is a predicted model, not a curated record.